Molecule: messenger RNA, 2145 nt
Organism: Sabethes cyaneus
Lineage: Eukaryota; Metazoa; Arthropoda; Insecta; Diptera; Culicidae
Product: zinc finger protein weckle-like
Exons: 6
Coding region: 26-1888 (620 amino acids)
Biological process (GO): regulation of transcription by RNA polymerase II
Cellular component (GO): nucleus; chromosome
Molecular function (GO): chromatin insulator sequence binding; zinc ion binding
Source: RefSeq, a predicted model, not a curated record
AAAGGAUUUUAGUGAUAAUUAGAGAAUGUUAGGAAAUUGGAAGAGCUGGUGCCGCUUGUGUGCCAAUGAGUGUACCGUCUUCACCUUGGAAUCUCUGGAUGAAUUGAACGAGAUCCUCCUGAGACAUUUCAAUUUUGCGCUACAAGAAAUAGCUGAUAUUUGUAACAGUAUAUGCGAGGAAUGCUACAAUUUUGUAAACAAAUUGGAUCGCUUCAAGGAGCGAUGUUCACAAACUAGUAAGCUACUCACGGAACUGUGUGCGGCAAAUGACGAGGACUUGCGUGAUGGCGAUAUUCAGGACUUACGGUUUCGAUUUCUUAGUGAUUCUAUAGUUGUUGUACCUGAUGACGAAACUGACGAUAAGGAUGGCAUUCAAACCGACACAUCCGAACCCAAUUUGGAAACUUCUAAAUUGCUUGAGCAAGGGUUGCACACCAGCGAUCUUGGGGUGCAAGGGUUAAUCGGACUAGAGAUCGUUCAAACGGCUUCGAGUGAGAUGAAAAGUCAAUCGCUUGAAAGUUUGGAUAUAAAAACCGAAUUUGCUGUUUGUCCCUUGGAUGAAGACGACCAAAUUGAAGAGCAUGAUAGUGAAACGGCAGCGCAAAAUGAUGAUGAGGAAACUGUUUUAGAUGUGGUAAUAAGUGAAGACAGCUGCAAUUCUGACGAGGAAAUAAAACCUAAAGAAUCGAAAAAGGAAAACAAGCGUAAAGUGAAAUCGAAACGCAUUGAAAUUGUACGGCAGGAUUUAGAAGAUAAUACUGAAAUUGGAAUUCAGUGCGAGUCGUGUGAGAAAACUUUCCGCACGCGUUCACUCUACGUGUACCAUCUGCAAUCGAAACAUCCCGACUCGAGGGAACUUGCCUUCAGCUGCUCGCUUUGCCCUAAACGGUUUCCUUCGGAGAAAAAAGCCAAACUGCAUGAAUAUGUGCAUCUACCGAAGGACAAAAAGGUGCUACACCCGUGUGAUUUCUGUGAUAAGAAGUUUAGUCAAUUGGUAAAUGUUCAAGCGCAUAUUAAAGCUGUUCAUAUAGGUGAGCGUCCGUAUAUUUGUGAAGAAUGUGGCAAGGCGCUUGGAACAAAGGGAGCUUUGAAGGAACACCAAAUAACUCACAGCGAUGAGAAACCAUUUCAAUGUUCUUAUUGUCCGAAAAAAUUUAAAAAUUUACCUCGACUAAAAACACAUGAAGAUAUACAUAACGACACGCUAUAUGUUUGUCCCCACUGUGGACUACAGCUAAACACAAAGCGAACGCUAAAAAUGCACAUGGUUGUGCAUUCGGAUCAAAAAAGGUUCAAGUGUCAGUACUGUGGUAACGAGUACAAGCGAUCGAAAGCACUGAAAAGCCACCUGAUAUUGCACACUGGUUUGAGACCCUAUCAAUGUCCUUUCUGUGAAAAGACAUUUGCCAACGGUUCUAACUGUAGAACUCAUAAGAAAAAGGCACACCCAAAAGAGCUAGCCGCUCUGGAAGCAUCGGGAGGCCAAACGCCGGCUACUAAUAUUCCUAAGCUAAGACAAUUGCAACCAAAGACACCAGAAGAUCAAGCGAGUGUGGCAGCAGAUGCGACUCGGCAGGCUUCAACAAUUGUUGCAUCCAAUCCAGUUCGCGUCGUGGCCGAGCAACAGUCUCCAACUGCUAGUGAAUCUUUGUCCACCGAGGAUUUGCUUCUGACGCGUAACGUACGGCUAGUGACCGCUUACUUCCAUUCUCACAGUGAACCACCUCCGUUAAAUAUCUUAGCAAACAAUGUGAAAGGUGGAACGCAGAAAGCGGAAAAGGUUGUCCCAAAGCGAGUAAAUUCGAAGUCUGUAAUCGGCCAACCGCAGCUAGCCGGUUCCGAUGUAGUUACGAUACCUCCAUUGCAGUUGAUUUCCAGUAAUCUUUGAACUUGUGUCUGUUGAGUUCAUACCAAUGCAAUCGCCUAGGCUAGUGCAAAGAAUUAGUUCAAUUAGGUUAUUUACGUUUAAGUUAAAGAUAUUAUGUGCUGGAUGGGAAUGUUGAAAGAAAACGUUUGUGACGUAAGCUAUUAUGAUGGUUUCAAAUUGGAAAAAGCUGGGUUUGUAUCCGGUUGUAAUUGGCUCUUAUUAUAGCUUGAUAAAGAGGAACGUUAUACAAACUUCUACUUAUUUUUUUUGCUCCUUUU